AUGUCGGCUGGUGCAGGAGACAGAGCGUAUUCGUUCUCAUUGACAACUUUCUCCCCCUCCGGCAAGCUUGUUCAGAUCGAACACGCACUCGCCGCCGUCUCUCAAGGCGCCACCUCUCUCGGCAUCAAAGCAUGCAAUGCCAUCGUAAUCGCCACUGAAAAGCGAGCUCCAUCUCCGCUCGUCGACGACUCGGCACUUGAACGCAUCUCGAUCAUUUGCCCUAACAUCGGUAUGGUGUACUCUGGUAUGGGUCCGGAUUUCCGCAUUCUCGUCACAUCCGCCCGCAAAGCAGCCCAAACAUACUGGAAGACAUUUGGCGAAUACCCGCCCACCCGAGUCCUCGUUCAAGAAAUCGCAACACUCAUGCAACAAGCUACUCAACGUGGUGGUGUUCGACCUUUUGGCGUUUCGCUUCUCGUUGCCGGCUUUGAUUCUGCUAGAGGUGCAAGUCUCUACCAAGUUGACCCAAGUGGAAGCUAUUUCAUGUGGAAAGCAAGUGCGAUUGGAAAGAACAUGCAAAACGCAAAAACCUUUUUGGAGAAGCGAUACAACGAUGAUAUCUCCCAAGAAGACGCUAUUCACACAGCACUGCUCACAUUGAAGGAAGGAUUCGAAGGUCAAAUGACAGAAAAGACGAUCGAGAUUGGAGUGAUUAGCCAGACCCACACGAAGAAGCUGGGGAACGGUGACCAUGGUGAUGCGAUUCCAGUGUUCAGGAAGCUGACCGAGUCAGAGGUUAAGGACUAUUUGGCUUUGUAA
Molecule: messenger RNA, 759 nt
Organism: Ustilago hordei
Lineage: Eukaryota; Fungi; Basidiomycota; Ustilaginomycetes; Ustilaginales; Ustilaginaceae
Product: putative PRE8 - 20S proteasome subunit Y7 (alpha2)
Exons: 2
Coding region: 1-759 (252 amino acids)
Biological process (GO): ubiquitin-dependent protein catabolic process
Cellular component (GO): proteasome core complex; proteasome core complex, alpha-subunit complex
Source: RefSeq, a predicted model, not a curated record